AUGGAUCAAGUUAUUACUGGCCUCAAAGCUAAUAAAGUAAAGGCCCAAGAAAUUAUCGACAAAGCAAAUGCUAACCAUGCAAAAAUGAUUGCUGCUAUUCCAGAUGAAACAAAGGAACAAGUCGAAUCCAUCAAAGUUCAAAAUAGGAACACAUUAAAAGAACUCCAAGAUUCUCUUGAUAAGAAAAAUAAAAAGAAGGAAGAGGGUUUGAAGAAAGAUACAUCAAAGCAAAUCUCCAAGUUACAGAAAAAUCAAGAAAAGCACAUGGAAGAAAUUGUUGAAACAUUAUACAAGAAAGUUGUUACAGUUUAG
Messenger RNA from Trichomonas vaginalis G3, 312 nucleotides. RefSeq lists its product as uncharacterized. NCBI's taxonomy places the organism in Eukaryota, Parabasalia, Trichomonadida, Trichomonadidae. The record is from RefSeq and is a predicted model, not a curated record. Gene Ontology annotation, molecular function: proton-transporting ATPase activity, rotational mechanism. Bases 1 to 312 code for a protein of 103 amino acids. Gene Ontology annotation, biological process: proton transmembrane transport. Gene Ontology annotation, cellular component: vacuolar proton-transporting V-type ATPase complex. The transcript has a single exon.